Messenger RNA from Lathyrus oleraceus (garden pea), 2293 nucleotides. RefSeq names its product calmodulin-binding transcription activator 5. The coding region runs from base 69 to 1961 and encodes 630 amino acids. Gene Ontology annotation, cellular component: nucleus. Gene Ontology annotation, molecular function: protein binding; transcription coregulator activity; double-stranded DNA binding. The transcript is spliced from 5 exons. NCBI's taxonomy places the organism in Eukaryota, Viridiplantae, Streptophyta, Magnoliopsida, Fabales, Fabaceae. Gene Ontology annotation, biological process: regulation of transcription by RNA polymerase II. The record is from RefSeq and is a predicted model, not a curated record.
AGAUAAUGUAACAUGGACUAAGUAAUGAAUUUUUUUUAAUAAAAAACACAUGCUAGUGUUAGAAAAAUAUGGUCAAUGACAGAUUUCCGGUCUCUUCAAUUGGUGUUGAUUCCUUAAACACUUUGACCAAUAACAGAUUUCAAAGUCAGGACAGCUUUGGAAAGUGGGCGAACCAAAUCAUGUCUGAUUCCCCUUCUUCAGUUGAUGGUUCGGAUCUCGUAUCCUCAGUUUCAUCCGGUGACGAAUCGUAUUCAUCUUUGGUAGUUGAAGAUCCGCAACUUUCCCUUCCAGAACAACUAUUUAAUCUCACCGAUGUGUUCCCUGCAUGGGUGUCUUCCACAGAGAAAUCAAAGAUCCUAGUGACUCGGCUCUUUCAAAUAGACUAUCUACACAUCUCAAAGUCCAAUCUAACAUGUGUCUGUGGUGAUGAAGUCGUUCCUGCAGAAAUUGUUCAGGAUGGGGUAUACCGAUGUUGGGUACCACCGCAUUCUCCGGGAUUCGUGAAUCUCUACUUGAGCUUAGAUGGACAUAAUCCUAUCAGCCAAGUUGUUAAUUUUGAGUAUCGUACUCCUGUUUUGCACGCUCCAGUUGCUUCUGUGGAAGAAAAGAACAACUGGGACGAGUUUCAACUUCAGAUGAGGCUUGCUUAUUUGCUCUUUGCUAAACAGCAAAGCCUUGAUGUCUUCUCUAGUAAAGUAUCAUCUAGUAGAUUAAAGGAGGCAAGGGAAUUCUCCUUAAAGACGUCAUUUAUUUCCAAUACUUGGCAAUACUUAAUGGAGUCAACUUUAGAUAACAAAAUUCCAUUUUCCCAAGCAAAAGAUGCCCUGUUUGGAAUUGCAUUGAAAAACAGAUUAAAGGAAUGGCUUUCGGAAAAAAUUGUUUUAGGAUGUAAGACUACUGAAUAUGACGCACAAGGCCAAAGUGUCCUCCAUUUGUGUGCAAUUUUGGGAUAUACAUGGGCGGUUACUUUAUUUUCAUGGUCAGGCUUGUCGCUAGAUUUCCGGGACAAAUUUGGAUGGACUGCUCUUCAUUGGGCCGCAUAUUAUGGAAGUGAGAAAAUGGUUGCAACUUUAUUGUCAGUUGGGGCGAAGCCAAAUUUGGUCACAGAUCCAACUCACCAAAACCCUGGUGGAUAUACUGCCGCUGAUCUUGCUCACACGAGGGGUUAUCACGGCUUAGCAGCUUAUCUUUCGGAAAAGUCUCUAGUUGAGCAGGUCAAUGACAUGAGCUUAGCUGGAAAUACCAGUGGCUCACUGGAAACUAGCACGGAUGAUCCAGUAAAUUCCGAGAACCUUACUGAGGAGCAGCUCUACCUGAAAGAUACAUUGGCAGCUUACCGGACAGCCGCUGAUGCAGCUGCACGCAUACAACAAGCAUAUAGGGAACAUUCCUUAAAGUUACAAACGGAGGCGGUUGAGUUUUCCAGCCCAGAAGCUGAAGCACGCAAAAUAGUUGCAGCAAUGAAGAUUCAGCCUGCCUUUCGUAAUUUUGAGACAAAGAAUGUCAUGGCUGCUGCUGCUCGCAUACAAUAUAGAUUCCGUACAUGGAAGAUUCGUAAAGAUUUCCUUAACAUGCGCCGUCAAGUUAUCAAGAUUCAAGCUGCUUUCCGGGGCUUUCAAAUACGGAAACAGUAUCGUAAAAUUCUUUGGUCAGUUGGUGUGCUUGAGAAAGCAAUUCUACAUUGGCGUAUAAAAGACUUCCGUGGGCUCCAGCUUAAUACUGCAGAAGUAGAGGGAGAUCAGAAUCAGCAAAGUGAUGCAGAAGAGGAAUUCUUUAAAACUGGUAGGAAACAAGCUGAAGAUCGCGUUGAGAGAGGUGUAAUACUAGUGCAGGCUAUGUUCCGUUCUAAGAAAAUGCAAGAAGAUUACAGGAGGAUGAAGUUGGCACUUAAUCAAGCAAAGAUGGAACGGGAAAAUGAAAAGGUGAUUAGUACUGAAGUUGACAUGAGAAUGAAGAGAUAGUUUAGUGAAGACAUAGUUUAGCCAAAGUUCUUAGAAAUGUGAAGGGAGGUUGAAGCUGUUUUUGUAUAUCAAUAGAGUUUGUAAAUUCCCUUCUUUAACAUCCUAGAAUGGAAUAUGUAUGAAGUUUUCAUGAGUGAUUGACCUCUCUAUGCCGUCCCAAAGUCGAAUAAACAGAAUAGAUAACACCAAAAAGCUUGGUAUGGCGAUGUUAAUGGGCUUCUCCAUUCCCUCGCACACGGUUGCACCUCAAAAAAAUCAGAGUUGAAGCAACCAAAAUCAUUGACUGAGAAAUUUUUUCAUAUUUGUAUCGAUAUAAAGCUAUUUCUCGCCAA